AUGUUUGGGCUAAAUAAACCUUCUACAGGGUUGUUUGGUAAUAAUAACGCCGGUGCGAACACCGGAUCAGGGUUCGGUAGCAAUGCUGGCCAGUCUAGUGGUGGAGGGCUUUUUGGAAGCACUUCUAAUAAUAACACCGGUUUGUUUGGUGGUGCAAACUCGAACAAUAUGGCGGGACAAAAUAAUACGACUACGGGAGGUGGACUAUUUGGUAAUUCCAAUGCAACUGGUGCAGGUGGUGGUCUUUUUGGUAACAGUAACAGCAACACAACAGGCAAUGCUGCCUCAAGUGGUGGACUCUUUGGCAAUAAUAAUACAAACACAGCAACAGGGACAACCACGGGAGGCGGCUUGUUUGGAAACAACACAAGUACUGGAGGUCUAUUUGGUACAAACAAUAAUGCUGGCAGUACAUCGACUGGUGGAGGUCUCUUUGGUACAAACAAUAAUACUGGUAAUACGUCAACUGGUGGAGGUUUAUUUGGUGCUAGCAAACCAGCUACAGGAGGCCUUUUUGGUAAUAACAGUAACAACACGGCCACUACGAAUUCGGCAAGUACAGGCGGUGGCCUAUUUGGUAAUUCUUCUAACACUAUGAAUGCUACAGGAGGAAUGGGUGGACUAUUUGGGAAUAAGCCUGCACAAGGAAUAGGGUCCACUGGGACUAGUCUGUUUGGUAACAAUCAGAAUAGCGCUGGAACCACAUCAGGUCUUGGUGGUGGUGGAUUGUUUGGUUCAAAGCCCACCACAGGAUCGAGUUUGUUUGGGGGUAAUAGUAGUAAUACAGGUUUUGGCUCCAACACUAAUGGAGGUUUAUUUGGUGCUGUUCAGCAACAGCAACAACCACAGAGUGCUUUGGAGAGCAUCAAUCAGCUGGCCAUUACACCACUUACAAGGAUAUCUGACCUACCCCCUCAGAUAAGGGCAGAAGUUGAACAAUUAGAUCAGUAUAUCCAAAAACAAGUACAAAUAUCGGAGCACUUGAAAGCAGAUGAUAAAGAUCAUGACGAACUGGUGUCGUCUAUACCUAGAGACAUAGCAUAUCUAACAAAGGUGCAAUCAAUGACUAUGCAAUCACUACAAAUGGAUUUAAAAAGAAUUUCAAAGAGUAAAGAGCUCACUGACAACAAUCUAUCUGACACACAGAUGUUUGCUAUAAUACUACAGCAAAUUCUGACUCCUGGUUCCAAGAUAUCAUCUCUUGAACUAGAGAAGUUUUUCCAAGCAAAGAUUGCUAUGUAUCAAAGUAAACUGGACGAUUAUUUCAGAGUCUUGUCAGAUAUCGAGAGCGCUGUCAAUGGUAUACAUUGUGAUAUUUUCGGUGGUUCACACGAGAUCAGUGGAUCGGAUGGUUUGUCAAAUAAUGACAAUGCUCAAGAAGAUCUCUACGCUAUGAAAACUGGUCUAAACGCUAUCAUAUCCACCGUAAUCGAAGAAUUCAAACUGUUCAUGAGCACAGCUGAUCAAAUUGCAUCUUUGCAUCAAAAAGUGAAACUUUUGACUAGUACCAAGUAG
Messenger RNA from Nakaseomyces glabratus, 1515 nucleotides. RefSeq names its product FG-nucleoporin NUP49 (gene NUP49). The record is from RefSeq and is a predicted model, not a curated record. Gene Ontology annotation, cellular component: nuclear pore. Gene Ontology annotation, biological process: nucleocytoplasmic transport. NCBI's taxonomy places the organism in Eukaryota, Fungi, Ascomycota, Saccharomycetes, Saccharomycetales, Saccharomycetaceae. Gene Ontology annotation, molecular function: structural constituent of nuclear pore.